Spirodela intermedia is the source of this 393-nucleotide messenger RNA. The record is from the annotation of a GenBank genome assembly. NCBI's taxonomy places the organism in Eukaryota, Viridiplantae, Streptophyta, Magnoliopsida, Alismatales, Araceae.
AUGGUUUUGCGGGGUGUUGCCACGGGAAGGCUGACGGUCGUUCUCGUUGUCGUGGUGGCAUCUUGUCUGGGAUGUGAUGGGAGGGGUUGUCACGACAACGAGCGGAGGGCUUUGCUCGAGAUCAAGAAUGUUUUCAACCCCUUGAAUGGCUCGCUCAUGUCACACUGGGGGGACUCAAUAACAGAACAGGUAAAAGACUGCUGCCACUGGCCUGGUAUAACUUGCAACCCCAGCACCGGUCACGUGGUCGAGCUCCAGUUGAACAGCAACCGUUGGAGUGAUGUGGAGGGAACAUGGCACCCAAACCUCACCAUGUUGGCGGAGUUUGGGCAGCUAGAGAGCUUGAAUCUGCGGGUGAAUCAGAUAGGCGGUGGCAUUCCAGAGGGUGAGUAA